AUGCCUCGCGUGGAGGACGAGAUGUUUCUACAGCAGGCCUGGAACCUCUGCAAAACAUAUUUAGCACACGUGUCGAGUCGAGGUCAGCAUACAAACUCGCCUUCCACUGACAAAGGAUCGAACGAGAAGAGCCUCCUACAAACCCUCCCACACCUCCCCCUGAUCAUCGACAACAAGCCCUACACCGCAGACACCACCACCAAAACCCACACUCACUACUCCGCCAACCUCUCCGCUGACUACUGCACCUACACCUCCGCCACCCCGACCUCCGCCCAAGCCGCCGCCGCCUCCUCCUUCAAGGCCUUCCAAACAUGGCGCAACACCACUCACAUCCAGCGCCGCAGCAUCCUCCAGAAGACCGCCGCUCUCCUCCGCGAGAACCAAGAAGAGUUCUCCCAGAUCUACGUCACCGAAACCAACUGCGCCCCACUCUGGGCCGCCCUCAACAUCCAAUGGUCUGCAGCUCACAUCGAGGAGAUGGCUGGACGGAUCACGUCCGUCAUGUCCGGUGAACUCCCUCUGCUGCAACAGGACCCCAACAUGGCGUUCGCCAUGGUGUAUAAGGUACCCAUCGGACCCGUGCUGAGUAUCCCGCCGUGGAAUGCCGCCGUGUACCUCGCCUGUCGGGCCAUUGAUACGCCACUGGCGGUUGGCUGCACGGUUGUGUUGAAGGCAAGCGAGCAAGCGCCAAGGACGCAGCACUACCUUGCUUCUCUCUUCCAUAAGGCAGGCCUGCCUCCGGGUGUGCUGAAUGUAGUGCAAGCCGCUCGCGAGGAUGGGGCGCGCGUCACGGAAGCGCUCAUCGCGCAUCCUGCGAUUCGGAAGGUGGAGUUCAUCGUGCUGAUGGAGCUGGGUGGGAAGUCUGCGCUGAUCGUGCUGGAGGACGCAGAUUUAGAGGCUGCUGCUCGAGCGGCGGUCACAGGUGGGUAUAUCCAUGGCGGGCAGGUUUGUUUUAGUACAGAGCGAGUGAUCGUGCGGCGCGAGGUUGAGGCUGAGUUCGUAGAGGUGUUGAAGAAGGUUGCGGCGGCCUGGGAGCCGAUGCCUGCUGUAGGGACCGCGGGUCCGCAGAGGACGGUGAAGUUGGUGAAGCAGGCUGUUGAUGCAGGCGCGGAGAUGGUGUACGGUGACGGAGGGUUGGUAGAUGACACGAAGACUCGGCCAGUCAUUCUGCGCAAUGUGCCCAACGAGGCGGAGAUUGCUGAUGAGGAGUCCUUUGGGCCGGUGUUGGCGCUGUAUACAGUCGACAGUGAUGAGGAGGCGGUGCGCGUGGCAAAUGAUACGCAGUAUGGUUUGGCUGGCGGAGUUUAUGGGAGGGAUGUGAUCAGGGCGAUGAGGGUCGCGAAGCAGCUGGAGGUUGGGCAGGCGCAUGUAAAUCAUGCUAUGGGGACGGGCCAGGAUGAGGCGACCAUACCCGUUGGCGUGACCAAAGCCAGCGGCUUCGGCAGAGGGCAGAAUGGCAAUUUUGGGCUGGAAGAGUUCCUUCCGUUGAGGACUGUCACGGUAUCCGAGAUUCAGCUUGCGCCGGCAGUAGGUGGUGAGGCCAAUGGUGAACAUGCCAGUGGCGGGCAUUGA
Cyphellophora attinorum is the source of this 1575-nucleotide messenger RNA. Its product is annotated as Salicylaldehyde dehydrogenase. The coding region runs from base 1 to 1575 and encodes 524 amino acids. The transcript has 4 exons. Gene Ontology annotation, molecular function: succinate-semialdehyde dehydrogenase (NAD+) activity. NCBI's taxonomy places the organism in Eukaryota, Fungi, Ascomycota, Eurotiomycetes, Chaetothyriales, Cyphellophoraceae. The record is from RefSeq and is a predicted model, not a curated record.